ACAGAAGCAGGGAGCGGCGGCAGCGGAGCCGGAGCCCGGAUCGCCGCGUUCCAGCCUCAUCGGAGCUCAGGACGGACGGCGCCCGGCUGGAAGCGCUGCGGGAGGAGGAAGGAGCGCGGCGAGCGCUGCUCCCGAUGGCGGGCGGACGGCGGCGGAGCCGCUGGAGAGCGGGAGAGGGGCUGCUGCCCGCUUUGCUGCUGUGCUGCUGCUGCUGCCGAGCGGCGCCGGAGCGGAUCCGCUACGCGAUCCCCGAGGAGCUGGGCAGGGGCUCGCUGGUGGGGCCGCUGGCUCGGGACCUGGGGCUGAGCCCGGCCGAGCUGCCGGCGCGCCAGCUGCGGCUCAGCUCGGAAAAGCGCUACUUCUCCGUGAGCGGGGAGAACGGGAACCUGUACGUGAGCGAGAGGCUGGACCGGGAGGAGCUGUGCGGCGAGUCGGCGUCCUGUUCCGUCAGCUUCGAGGCGGUGGUGCAGAACCCGCUCAACGUUUUCCACGUCGAAGUGGCCAUCCACGACAUCAACGACAAUUCCCCGGUGUUCAGCAAGGCAGUUCUGGAUCUCGAGAUCGGGGAAUGGACCCUCCCCGGAGCUCGUUUUCCUCUGGAGGUGGCCCAAGACCCGGACGUAGGAAGCAAUUCGCUGCUGACUUACCAGCUCACUGAAGACUCGUCCUUCUCUCUGACAAUGAAGGUGAGCAAGGGAGGAAAGAAGCAGCCGGAAUUAGUGCUGGAGCGAGCUCUGGACCGCGAGAAACAGAGCUCCUUUCAGAUGGUGCUAACGGCGACUGAUGGAGGUGACUCCGCGAGGUCCGGAAGUGUGCAGAUCCGCGUGAACGUGAGUGACGCCAACGACAACGCGCCCGUGUUCAGCAAAAGCGCUUAUGAGGCGCAAGUGCCGGAGAAUCUGCCAGUGGGAUCGCUGGUGCUGCAAGUGCGAGCUGCGGAUGCGGACGCGGGUUCCAAUGGGCGGGUCUCCUACUUCUUCGGCAACGUCCCAGAGAGCGUCCGCUCCAUGUUCAGCAUCGACGCCGAGAGCGGCGAGGUGAGAACUGCCGGGCCACUGGACUUCGAGGAGAGGAGCAAGUACAGCUUCGGUCUGGAGGGACGGGACGGCGGCGGACUGACGGGUCACUGCGAGGUGCAAAUCGACAUAAUCGACGAGAACGAUAACGCACCUGAAAUAACGACGCUGUCGCUGUCGAGCCCGGUGCCCGAGGACGCGCCGCCCGGCAUCGUCGUGGCGCUGCUGAAGGUGCGGGACCGGGACUCCGGGGAGAACGGGCGGGUGCGAUGCGAGCUGUCGGGAGAGGCGCCGCUGCAGAUCCUGGCAUCUUCGGGCGGCUCGUACAAGGUGGUGACGGCGGGCGCGCUGGACCGGGAGCGGGCGUCCGAGCACCGGGUGACGGUGAUCGCCACGGACCGGGGCAGCCCGGCGCUGUCGAGCCGCGCGGAUCUGGUGCUGGAGGUGUCGGACGUGAACGACAACGCGCCGGUGUUCGAGGAGGCCGCCUACAGCGCCUACGUGCCCGAGAACAACGCGGCGGGAGCGCCGGUGCUGCGCGUGAGCGCGCGGGACGCGGACGCGGGAGCCAACGGGCGCGUGAGCUACGCGCUGGCGGGCGGCGGCGCGGACGCGGCGUUCGUGUCGGUGCAGGCGGAGACGGGCGCGGUGUUCGCGCAGCGCUCGUUCGACUACGAGCGGUGCCGCGAGUUCGCCGUGGAGGUGCGGGCGCAGGACGGCGGGACGCCGGCGCGCAGCGCGACGGCGACGGUGCGCGUCUUCGUGCUGGACCGCAACGACAACGCGCCGCGGGUGCUGUGGCCGGCGGCGAGCGGCGGAGCGGGCGCGGGCGCGGUCGCGGGGCCGUUCGAGGUGGUGCCGCGCUCGGCAGAGGCCGGCUACCUGGUGGCCAAGGUGGUGGCGGUGGACGCGGACGCGGGGCGCAACGCGUGGCUGUCGUACGAGCUGGUGCAGGCGCCGGAGCCGGCGCUCUUCCGCGUGGAGGCGCGCAGCGGCGAGGUGCGCACGGCGCGGGCCGUGUCGGAGCGGGACGCGGCCAAGCAGCGCCUGGUGGCCGUGGUGAAGGACCACGGGCAGCCGGCGCUGUCGGCCACGCGGAGCCCGAUCGGCAGCGCCCGCCCGGGAGAGCCGCCCGAAGACCUCCGUGCACCGCAGGUCAGUAACUCCGCGCUUUUGUCAUCUUGUCUCUCAUCCUUUCCGAUCUCCACACCAAAUGCAACGUCCUAUUCCUUUGGGGUUUCCCUGGCUAGCGUUUGUGGGAGGCAUUGCUCCGCGUCAUUACAACAGAAUGAAGCGGUACUGCGUUGCAGCUGUGCUUCCGAGCCGGCGGUUGACAGCUUCAGCCCUUGUUUAAUCAAUGAUCACAGCCAGCUGCGCUGCGCGGCCGGCAGCUGCUGCGACACGCUCCCGGCCCGGCCGCCGCCCGACGAGGCCGCGCCGCUGCGCGGGGAAGACGCUGCCGCCCACCGCGCCUCCGAGCCCGAAGCCUUCACG
This is a messenger RNA of Numida meleagris (helmeted guineafowl), 2510 nucleotides long. Its product is annotated as protocadherin gamma-B5-like. Gene Ontology annotation, cellular component: plasma membrane. The transcript has 3 exons. NCBI's taxonomy places the organism in Eukaryota, Metazoa, Chordata, Aves, Galliformes, Numididae. Gene Ontology annotation, molecular function: calcium ion binding. The record is from RefSeq and is a predicted model, not a curated record. The annotation marks the transcript as partial. Gene Ontology annotation, biological process: homophilic cell-cell adhesion.